This is a messenger RNA of Cladocopium goreaui, 2526 nucleotides long. The record is from the annotation of a GenBank genome assembly. Lineage: Eukaryota; Dinophyceae; Suessiales; Symbiodiniaceae.
AUGGCGGUGCACGCCUUUCGCAAGGUGCAAAGCGACCUGGAACGUCAGGAAGUGGCGCGCAUGUUGCACGCCUGGCGAGAGCUCAAGAUCUUCGAUGCUAAGGUUCUGAGUUCCAUCGCCAGCACUUUGAGAUCGAACCAGGCGCACUCGCACAUCUUGGAUGAGGCGGACGAGGAUGAUGCGGACGAGGGAGCGCCGGCCACAGCGGUUCCAGCUGCGACGACUGGGGGCGGCCUGAAUUCCACGCCGAGCCGAACCGCCACAGGUGAAGCCACGGCCAAGAAAGCCAAGGUGCCCAGCACUGGCGCCCCGCCACCUCGCGCCCCGGCUGCGAAGCCAGCGCCAGCGGCGCCCAAGGCGCCUUCAGAGAAGGUGCUGAGUACCAUCAGCAGGAUUUUGACGGUGCCCUUGGAGCGGCCCUUCGAAUUGCUGGGGCUCAAAGCCGACUGCAAGGCCUCCGAGAUUCGAACGGCCUAUCGAAAAAUCGCCCUGCUGAUCCACCCAGAUAAGAAUCCAGGCUCUGAAGCGAAGUGCAAAGAGGCCCUGAUCAAACUACAGCAAGGCCGAGAACAGGCAGAAAGUGAUCUGCAAAUGCGCGCGAGUGGUGGCACCAAAAAAGCGGCCUUCAGCGAUGUGAUGGAUCUGGGGGAGGCAAAGCCUUCGAACAAGUGCCAGUACCCAGGUUGCGACCUGCCUCCCUGCAAGCAGUGCCCAAAUCGCUGUUGCACACGAAACAUCACACACUGCCACAUGCUGGCGCGCAGCAAAGGCGGGCUGCACUGCUUCUUCCAUCCGCCACCGCGGUCCUGGGCCCGCAAUGCGGUGGAGAUGGUGGAGUGGCAUGCACGGCAUGAAGUGAUGCCGGCAGAAAUGGGAGGACAAGGCGGAUUCAAAUUUGACAGGACCAUGACUGCGGGUGUUGCUGGGUGGACUGUAGCGGAGGGGAAUCCAAGGCUGCCAGGAAUCAUCGAUGGCCUCUCCACAUUUCGUUCAGAGCUGGCUGCCAAGCAGCAACAGCUCUUGACCAAGCUGGACAUCGAGUUGGAGAAGGAGAACGCAGCCACCGACGUGCCCGAGGUGGAAGGAGUUUUCCACAGCGUGGAAAGCAGCUUGCCAUCAGUGGCAGAACUGCGGAAGAAGAAGAUGCCAUGGAUUCACAAGCAGGGGUCAAAAAUGAUGUGCGAGGAAGAGGGCAAUCAAUCCCGGGCCUUUUCGCAGUUGAAUCCGGAGUAUGCCACCAAUCGCUUGAGGCAUGCGGCCAUUGAUGAGAUCCCAUCCGCAGAGGUCUUCAGGAAAGGUAGCAAAUGGACUCAGAUCGUGCAGCACAACUGGUUUGAGCGAAUUGGUUUGGGCAUGAUCUACUUGAAUGCCCUGUGGAUCGCUAUUGACAUCGACUACAACAAGGCCCUGGUCAUCAUCGACGCGGCGCCAGGUUUCAUCGUGGUGGAAAUCGUUUUUGGCAUCUACUUCUCCACCGAGCUCUUCUGCAGAUACAUGGCGUACAUCACCACCAAGCUGGCGUUCAAGGACGCGUGGUUCGUCUUUGAUCUCCUUCUCGUGUUCAUCAUGGUCACAGAGACUUGGCUCAUGCCGCUGAUCAACUCAGUCAUCGAAGGCCUCGCGGGGGCGGGCAGCGGCUUCGGACGCUCCGCCUCAGUGCUGCGGGUGCUGAAGGUGCUGCGGGUCCUGCGGACGGCGCGGAUUGUCCGUGUGGCACGCUACAUGCCCGAGCUGAUGAUCCUCAUCAAAGGUCUGCUGGUGGCUGCACGAUCAGUCUUCUUCACGCUGGUCUUGCUACUGCUGGUCACCUAUAUUUUCAGUAUUACUUUCACCCAGCUGAGUCAAGACACGCCACUCAGUGAGCUGUUCCCGAAAGUGCCCACUACAGUAUUGGAGUUGGUCCUGCAGGGAGUGAUUCCAGACCAGGCAGGUUUCUUCACACAGGUAGCCAAUGAGAGUCCCCUCAUGGGCGCCAUGGUCUUGGUGUUCAUUAUGGUUGGCUCCCUGAUAAUCAUGAACAUGUUGGUGGGUGUCUUGGUGGAAGCCGUUCAGACCGUGGCCAGCUGUGAGCACGAGCAGAUCCACAUUGACUUCGCGAAGCGGGUGCUCUUCGAGAUGAUUGACCAAGAAGGAGCGGAUGAGAAUGGUGACAAUCUGAUUUCUGAGGAAGAGUUCGAAACGCUGAUGCAAAAACCUGAAGCCGUGGUCGCCCUGAAUCGCCUUGGGGUGGAAGUCUAUGCGGCCCUGGAGUAUGGAAAGCUGCUCUUCGAGGACGGGCAACCGUUGACCUUUGGCGAGUUCUUGGAGGGCAUGUUGAUGCUCCGUGGUUCCAAUCAGACCACCGUGAAGGACAUCGUGACAUUGCGCAAGUUCACUGCCGACGAGUUCUCGCAUUUGCACACGGUCCUGGAGGAUCUCUUUAGGCACUUGUCAUUCAAACCAGGCCACACGCGCCCGGAGCCACAGAUCAUGCCGCGCUCCAAGUCGUCGCCCGUCACGGCGAUCCGCGGAGUGGAUGAAGUCUGA